AUGACAAUGAUCACCGAUUGAUACGGCACUGUCACUUUGCAAAUUGCCACAAAUUAUGCAACCAGGGCACGGACUCUCGCUUGAGUCGACACUGUCGUCUUCGUUGCCGUGUCUCUUCUUCUUCUUCUUCUUCUUCCAUUAUUCUGAAAUUUCAUUCGCGUUCAUGGCCGAUCUCGCGACACGAAAUAUAAUAUGAAAGAAUCACGAUCGUCGAGGGACUUCGGUCUCUCACACAGUACACGUCGUGUGUGUAUAUAUAUAUAAUACAAGUACACAUAAGAGAGACAGGGCGAUCCCGUUCUUUCGAAUCGUUUUGCAUGUUUGGUGCUCGUAAAGAGGGGACAACGAAUUCGUCGAACGACGUUCAUUAAUCCUACACAUACGCGUCCAGGUUCGCGCUUGUGGACAGGUGAUUUUUAUUUCGUCAUUUUACUUGGAAACGUUCUACGAAGUAUCAUUAAAAAUUUACCGUCCAAACGAAUCAAUUAAUAAUUUUCACGCGAUACGAGGAGAUGUCAAGAGGGAAGAUAAAAAGUAUUAUUAAUAAAUAAUAAUACUUAAAUGAUGCGAAUAAAGAACGUGUAAAAAAAAAACGUGUGAUUUAGAAACACGAAACGUAAGUAUAAAGCAUUAUUGAUGCUUCUCGAAAGGUCGACUUUAUAAUUGGUGAUAAAAGUAAAAGAAAAAAAAAGAAAAAAAAAAAAGAAAAGAAAAGAAGAGAAAAGAAAGAAAAAAGGAAAUAUAAGAAUACAAAAGAAAUACAAAAGAAAUACAAAACAAAGUUCGGGGCGAUGGGAGAUUAUAGAUACGUCGUUGAAGCGGACCUCGGUGUUUUCCAAAUCAGCUGUUAGCUCGAAGCGGUGAAGGGUGACUCGUCGAGUCGGCGACGACGGCGGCAGCACAGUGGUAGGGAGAGGGACGACGUCAGUCAGUCAGUCAGUCGGCAACGAGCCUUCGUCCGGUACGCACUGCGCUCGGUUGUUGCGCGUACACCAAACUACACUUUCUUUAUAUUUAUCGUUGUCGAUCUAUCAUUCAUCAUCAUCAUCAUUAUCAUUAUCAUUAUCAUUUAUGUCAGCAUCCAUCAACUGGUUAACAAUUUUUUUUUUUCUUUCCUUUUAUCUCAACGCAACAUCUGAAUACUUAAAAGGCUAUACAGUUGGCAACUUUUUAAACAGAAUUUUUGCGCACGUGUUAAGCCUUACAACUUUCAUCUGUACACAUCUACCGUUGUCAGUGAAAGUACGAGCCAACGUGGUUUUCUUAAACUCAAUCGGCUAUCCGUUUUGUUUCGUUUUAAGAUAGAUAAUGUAUAAAACAAAAUAGGAGAAAGAAAGAAAGAAAGAAAGAAAGGAAGGAAAAAAAAAAGAAAGAAGAAGAGGAAGAAAACAAGAAGAAUAGAAAUGAAACAAAAAGCAGCUCUUUAGACUUUUGGACUGUCCAGACACAACACCGGAAGAAUAGAUUACAAAAGAGAUUAUACGUAUAUAUAUGUGCGUGCGUGUGUGUUCGCGUGGAUACUUUGAAAAGUUCCGAUAAAAAACAUUCUGAUACGGAUUAGAUGAAAUAACCCGAUGAAAGCUCUUUAAAAGAGAAAGAAAGAAAGAAAGAAAGAGAUAAAGAGAUAAAGAGAGAGAGAGAGAGAGAGAGAGAGGAGUAUCUCGGUUAAAAAUAAAAGCUCAACUGGACCAACGGGAAGAUCGUACGAGGGAAUUCAAAAGAAGAUAAAAAAUAUUCCAAUAUAAGAAAAGAAAAAGGAGAAGUAGAAGAAGUAGAAGAAGUAGAAGAAGAGGAAGAUUUAAGAAGAACAAGAAGAACAAGAAGAGACAGAUUUAAGAAGAUUUAAGAAGAAAAAUCAGGACGUCGAUGUCACGGCGGAAGAAGAGCGAGUUUCUUCGUGAGAAAGAGAGGGAUAACGUUGUUGCGUCAUGAUCGUAAUCGACGAGAGGUGUGACGUUAGUAAAAAAUUAUAAUUAUAAUAAUAAUAACAAUAAUAGUGAUAAUAAUAAUACAUCGCACACGAACACGACAAACGUGUAACAAAAAAAAAAGAAAAAGGUAAAGGAGAUAAAAAAAUUAGGACGAGAGAUUAAUUCGGUUAUAACAAUCUCUUUUUUUUUUUCCUUUCAUUUUUUCUCCCUAUUUUUCUUUUCUACAUUAUACGUCCUUGAAGAGAGAAAAGAAUAGGGAAAAGAAAUAGAAAAAUUGAUUUUCUCGAUUUUCAAAUUUCCCGCCAGUGAAUUUGUUGUCUCUUUAAUCAUUCCAUAUAUAUAAACACACGCAUAUAUAUAUAUAUAUAAAUGUAUAUACACACACAUAAAUAUUUGUGUAUACAUAUUUAAAGAGAAACGAGAAAAAAGAAAGAGAAAUAGAAAAAGAAAGAAAGAAAGAAAGAAGUAGAAGUAGAAGUAAAAAUAGAAUGGUUCGAUUAUUAAUCAGCUAAUUCGUUAUAGCGAGCAAGUAACUUAUUCGAUUUUACCGCGCGCGCUCAGUGACGUAUCUACGAGAUUAAAAAGCUUCGUAUAUCGAAUAACGAAAAUAUAACGAAAGAAGACAGUUACAAAGAGAUAAAUAAAUAGAUAGAUCGACAGAAAGAAAGAAAGAAAGAAAGAAAGAAAGCCGUGUGAAGAAAAAGGAAAACAAGAACAAUAUCAAAAGUUGUUCGAUUUGGAAAAGUAUGUUGAAGAGAAGGGGAGCAUCGAACAAAAUGAAAAAUCCGGAACACGAAAGUGGUUAUUUCGAAGAUGGAAGUGAUGGGAGCGACGUUGAGGUUAACGUUGAGGAAACGAUAGUAGAUGAAGACAGGAAAUGCGGUUCUGCUUGUUACGGCCUUACCAAGGCCAUCCACAGCCUCGACGUCAGGGACUCUCAUGAACACCUUGCCAAUGGCUACGAAGACCGAUCGAACGGGGUGAAUCUCGAAGACAGUGGUGGUCAAAGAGUGGACAUGUCUCAUUUCGACUUAUUGAAGGUCUUGGGUACGGGAGCUUACGGUAAAGUGUUUCUGGUACGAAAAAGAAUGGGAACCGAUGCUGGUCGUCUUUAUGCCAUGAAGGUUUUGAAAAAAGCCUCGAUUGUACAAAAGAAAAAAACAACGGAACAUACGAAGACCGAGAGACAAGUUCUCGAAGCUGUUAGGGACAGUCCUUUUUUAGUGACGCUCCAUUAUGCUUUUCAAACUGACGCCAAAUUACAUUUAAUUUUAGAUUAUGUUAGCGGAGGCGAAUUGUUUACUCAUUUAUAUCAACGAGAACAUUUUACCGAAGACGAAGUAAGGAUUUAUAUCGGCGAAGUAAUUUUGGCUUUGGAACGUUUGCACAAGUUGGGUAUCAUAUAUAGAGACAUCAAACUAGAGAAUAUACUACUCGAUAGAGAAGGACAUAUAGUCCUUACAGACUUUGGAUUGAGUAAAGAAUUCUUACCGCAUGAAAGAGAUAGCAACGCACGAGCAUAUUCGUUUUGCGGUACUAUCGAGUACAUGGCACCGGAAGUGGUACGAGGGGGCUCCGCAGGCCACGAUAUUGCUGUGGAUUGGUGGAGUGUAGGCGUGCUAACUUACGAGCUUCUCACUGGCGCCUCUCCUUUUACGGUCGAGGGAGAGAAAAAUACCCAGCAGGAGAUCUCAAGGAGAAUAUUAAAGACCGAGCCACCGAUACCCAGUCAUCUUAAUCCAACAGUAAGAAACUUUAUCUCGCGUUUGUUGGUGAAGGAUCCACGUCAAAGACUGGGUGGUGGACCACGUGACGCCAAGGAAUUGAAAGAACAUCCAUUCUUUAAAAAAGCACCGCCACCUUUCACUUGGGAUGCUUUAGAAAAACGACAAAUCGCUCCGCCGUUCGUGCCACGUAUCACGCACGAACUUGAUACCAGUAAUUUCUCGGACGAAUUUACAAAAAUGGUUGCCGCUGACAGUCCGGCAGUUGUACCACCUAAUCACGACAAAAUCUUUCGAGGCUAUUCUUACGUGGCACCAUCGAUAUUAUUCAGCGAGAACGUAGUAAGCAGAGAUAUCUUCUUAGAGGAAACAGAAGCUACAACCGAUUCUCAAAGGCCAUCAGCAUCGGACGUUCUAGCAGCACGUUUCGAAGAGUCAACGUUCUUUCAAACGUAUGAGCUUGAUCUACGAGAGGAAGCAUUAGGUGAUGGAAGUUUUUCGGUAUGUCGUAAAUGUCGGCAUAGAAAAACAGCCCAGGAAUUUGCUGUGAAGAUCGUUAGUAGACGCAUGGAUUGUGGUAGAGAAGCUAGCUUGCUACGUAGUUGCCAAGGCCAUCCAAACGUUGUCAAGUUGCUCGAAGUACAUCAAGAUAGAGCGCAUACAUAUCUAGUGAUGGAGUUACUCUCUGGAGGUGAAUUGUUAAGAAGACCAAGGCCGUUCACCGAGCAACAGGCAAGUCGUGUAAUGAGGCAAUUGGCGUCCGCGGUACGUUUCAUGCACGCUCGUGGCGUUGUUCAUCGAGAUCUUAAACCAGAAAAUAUUGUCUUCGUUCACGAAGGCGAGGACUCGCCAGUGAAGAUUGUUGAUUUUGGUUUCGCUAGGAUAAAACGUGGUUGCGAGCCACUUCACACGCCUUGUUUUACGCUUCCUUAUGCAGCGCCGGAGGUUAUCGCCAGACAGGGAUACGAUCAGAGUUGCGAUCUAUGGAGUUUAGGUGCAAUUUUGUAUUCCAUAUUAUUCCGUAACACAUUAUUUGUCAGUGGCUCGCCAGAUCUAGCUUCUCGCAUAAGAUCUGGCGAGAUUAAUUUCGACUCUAACAAUUGGUGUCAUAUAUCACCGUUAGCCAAGCAAGUGGUAAAAGGUUUAUUAACGGUCGAUCCGAACAAAAGACUCACCGCUAUGGGCCUUGCCAAUCAUCCUUGGUUAAUGGAGUCAACCAACAUGACCGAUCCAAAUGUUUCGGACAAUACUUCCACGUAUCCUCCUACAUCAUCAUCAGACAAACUCGAAGGUUUUCGUUUACGAGAAGUGGAUGGAGCGAAGUUAGCUCAAAGACGUAAAUUACACAAACGAUCGACAUCUAGUUCGGUAUCCUCUUCGGCAUCUACAACUUCCUCGACUCUUUCAGUUCCGUUGGUGCGACCAUCCAGCACGAGCACCAACGUAACUACUUCUGCAUCACCGGCUCAACCUAUUGCUUUUGACUUUGGAGAGGAGAAAGUUAACGAAUAUCUGAGUUCAUUGUCGUCUUCCUCCGAUUCCAAUUCUCCAAAAAUAAAUAAUCAUCGACAUCCAGAAGGAAAGUCGAAACGACGCAAACGUGACAUGACCGAUGACGAUCCGUAUCAACAGGGAUGUUCUAAAACUAAACGACACAAGAGACACAACGACCUUGACGGCGAAUCAUCCUAUCAGAGUAAUAGCAGUAGCAAUAGAAAUGGACCGGUUACAAGAUCAAGGAAACGAAAAUUAGAACAAAAUGUAUGCAAUUCAGACAGCUCGAUGGAAUCUUGUGGAUCCUCCUCUUAUACCGACAAGAAAGACGUUAAUGUUCAUAGAAAACAAAAAGCUGGUAAACGGCCCAAACGCUUUACUACGAUCACAGUGGAGUAAUGUUUCCUAUAUCGUGUCUCGGCGGUAGUCUUAUUCUCACUUAGUUUCCUAUGCAUUUUACAAUAAAGUAAUAGUGCGCUGCCUUUUGGGAAUUACGUACAAGAUAUUAUAAAUGUUACAUCAUUCCUAAUGCGUGAGAGACAGGUCUUUUAGACUAUUGUACAUAUGUUUCAUUUUAUGCCAUGUUUUUUAGAAUAACCAGAGAUAAUAUACGUUCUUGCUAAGGAUUUUGUAUAAAAAAGAUUGAAAAGGGGGAAGGGGGAUAUUAUCGUUGUAUCUUUACGGUCAGGGUCAAAUCAUUUCGUUUCUAUUAGAUUAUUAACACCAUAGUUAUCAGAUUCCUGCUGUUUUUAUUAUUUCGAUAUAAAUAUUAGCAAAAAAAAAAACAAUAUAAAAUAUUUUCCUUUCUUUCUCUUUUUUUUUUGUGAAUGUGUGUAAUCGUUUUUUGUUUCUCUUUUUUUUUUUGUUUAAUCACGUUUCGCUUGUCUGUGAUCAGCGAAAAGUCAACUAUCCAUUAUAAGUUGUUAGGAUAGAUACGUAGUAAAUGUGCCUCAAUAAAAUGUCCAUUUCCUAUGAAUGCAUCGAGUGAAGAAGCAUCGUCGAAUGUAUUGGAAGAUAACAUUGAGUAUGUUGACAAGUUCUCCACGAGGUUAAAACAAUAUCGAUCGAAAUUAUCUUAUUUUCUAUAUAAAUGUUUGUUUGUUGAAUGGAAGGAAAACCUUCAUCCUCGAUUUAAUAACUUUAAACAUUCAAUUUUCAUACUAAAGAAUAAGAGAUCAAUUAAAUGUUAAAGGUGAUUUUCUUAGAACUGUUGGGACAUUGCAAAGGAAAUGAUGAAAUAAAUAAUUUGUAUCGAAGUAUUCUCGAACAAAAGAAGUUAUGAUCCAAUGGAUCAUUCAUGAUUAAUGAUAUUUGUAUCGCUUACAUACAUGUACAUCUUUUUGGUACUUUAUUUCUAUUAUCAUAUCUGUGUUUGUUUUCUUCUCAAUUUAAUAUUACUUAAUGAGACGUUUACAAAUUAGAUGAGGGGUUCAUCAUGAAAAGAUAAUCUUGUAUGUUUAAUCGGACACAAGAGUGAAUAUAUUUAAUUAUAAAUUAAUACUUCGCACCAUUAUUCAAAGUUAUGCUGGUUAAUGCAAAGAGAUACAAUGUAUUUCUUAAAAAAAAAAAAAAGGAAAAAAAAAGGAAAAAAAAGAAAGAAAAAAGAAAAAAAAAGAAAGAAAGAAAAAACAGAAAAAAAGAAGAGAACCGAGCAAAGUACUUGAUUUAGCAAAUUUUGCGUUUAUAGAUUUUGUGAUUUUGGUACAAGUAUGUAAUUUUCCUUAUUUAAAACUAAUAAAAAGAAAGAGGGAUUUCUUUUUUUGUUUGUAUAUAUAGUCAUGUUGGUUUACUCUAUAUUAUAUUCUUUACGCAUAGUUUUCCAUAUAUACAAGGUAUUAUUGAAAUUGCCUUUAGAUAACGACUGUUUUACCUGAUGUGUGGUAAUUGCUGUGAAAGAUGAAGUAAUAAAUGGCAAAGACUGAAAAGGUUGUAUACCAACUCAGGGAACAGACAUGCUAACAAAAAACGUCUUGUGUUUUUGAUUCGAAAUAGUUACAAUUGAAAUUCUAUGGACGUUACUACCAAAGACGACUGAAGCAACACUGCUCUAUAAGACCAAAAAGAACUGUAUGUAACAUUGAAAUGGAGUUAUGUAUAUACACUAAUUACUACCGAAUUGUGUAAUUUCACAAUAUUAUAGAUAUUAAUUAUAAAUAUAUAUAUAUAUAUAUAUAUAUAUAUAUAUAUAUAUAUAUAUAAGAAAAAGAAAAAAUUAUAUAUUUACUAUAUAACAUUGUAUUAGAGAAUAAUAUUAAAUAAGAAGAUAUAUAUAUAUAUAUUUCUAUUUAGGAUUGUAAAAGUCAUUAAAUAUUGUAAGUUUAAUCGGUUAUCCAGAAGUAAUGUAACAUGAUAAAUGAUGCGUUACAUUUAUUAUGUUACAAUAGUGGAAGCAGAUUCUCUUUUUCUAGUGAUAUCUAAUUGUUGCGAUAUAAGAAAUAAAAUCCUUCAAGAGCAUAUAUUAUGUGUAUAUAUAUGUAUACAUACAAACAUAUGUAUAUAUACAUAUAUAUAUAUCAUAUAUAUACCACAUAUAUACAACGUUAUAUACAAAUUCAAGCUUGUAUCAUACGAUAAAGAGUGCUGUUCUGUUGCGAUAAAUACAUACAAGAGACACCUACCUUUGUUACUACUGGUUGUUAAAUAUAUCAUGAUACAAUAUUUAUUUAUAUAAUGUA
Molecule: messenger RNA, 7824 nt
Organism: Vespula vulgaris
Lineage: Eukaryota; Metazoa; Arthropoda; Insecta; Hymenoptera; Vespidae
Product: ribosomal protein S6 kinase alpha-5-like
Exons: 8
Coding region: 2678-5548 (956 amino acids)
Biological process (GO): regulation of DNA-templated transcription; protein phosphorylation; intracellular signal transduction
Molecular function (GO): ATP binding; protein serine/threonine kinase activity; magnesium ion binding
Source: RefSeq, a predicted model, not a curated record